AUGGUUGACCAUGGUGAACAUGGCGUCCAUGCGCCACACUUGAAGCACAGUCAUGCCCAUGAAGAAGACAUUCCUGGGACUGUCAACCUCCAAGCACUUGAGGGUGACGACACCGGCUAUGGACAAGCACUAUUCCCUGUGCCGGCAGACGACCCCAACGAUCCUCUUCAAUGGGGAAAUAAAAAGAAGACCAUGAUCCUUUGCAUCUGUGCGGCUUACUCGUUCUUGGGUAAUUCUGCUCUCCUGGGGCCGAGUGUGUAUAUUGGAAUCUAUUCCGAGCUAUUCAGCAUCACGCCUGCAAAGGCAUCGGGACUAGUCAGCUAUCCUAACCUAGCAUAUGGAUUUGGUUCCUUGGUCCUCUUUGCGGCAGGCUUGAUCGGGUCUUCACAGUGCAACACAUUCGCCAGUUUGAUGGCCACCCGGGUCAUUGCACAAUUCGGCGCCGGAGUCUGUGAAGCUCUCCCUGUCCAGUUGGUGAACGACAUUUUCUUUCUUCACGAACGUGGUCAACGUCUCGGCUACUACACCGUGUGUCUCUGCCUUGGAGCCACUGGGCCCCUAUACGCUGGUUAUAUGCUCUCGGGUGGUAAUUCGUGGCGACUAUUCUUCUACGUCGAGUUUGCAUUUGCUUGCGUGCUGUUUAUUCUUGCGUUUCUCUUCGUCGAGGAGACCUGGUACAAGCGGGACUUGAUGAAGGCCAGACUUGGAGCGGCAGUGACGGCAAAUGCAGAGCCAGAAAAGGGCGUCGAAACCGAAUCCGCGGAAAUUUCGCCAACCGCACCCGCUCGGAAGAGCUUUGUGUCGACCCUGAAACCUUGGGGAGUCUAUGAUCGUGAAGCGCCCUUCUUCAUGACCGCCAUACGAUCGUUCUCCUAUUUCCUCGUCCCGAGUGUCUUUUGGGUGGUGGCCACUUAUGGUAUUUAUAUUGGCUUGGGAGCCUUAGCAUUCAACUUCACGUUUCCCAUCAAGAUUGUUGCGCCGCCCUAUAAUUGGAGCCAGACGAAUUCGGGUCUGAUCGCAGUUGGAAAUAUCAUUGGAUAUGCGUUGGCUGUACCAUUCACCACGUCGUCUGAUCGAUUAGCAGCAUAUCUAACCAAGAAGAAUAACGGCAUUCGGGAGGCAGAGAUGAGACUGGGUGUUCUGCUGCCCGCUAUGCUGAUUGGGCCCGCAUCACUUAUAGUAUACGGCUACACUGCGGAAAGAAAUUUGCAUUGGAUUGGCUACUUCGCUGGGGUGGCCAUGUGUAACUUCAGCGCAUAUUUCUUCUUCACCUUCACGCUGGCCUACGCAGUGGACAGUUACACGGUGAAUCUGUCAGAGAUGCUGAUCGCAAUGAAUCUGGGAAAACAGGCCAUCUCAUUUGGUAUGGGCGAGGAUCUCCUUCAGUGGGUCCUGACCCUCGGGUACGUCAAGACCAUUGCAGGUAUCUUCUGUGGGGUUCUCGCCGCCAAUGAUCUGGCACUCCUGCUGUUCAUGUUCUACGGGAAGAAAAUCAGAAUCGCGACCAGCAAGACUUGGUUGGCGAGUAUGCAUAGGAAAACUCAGGUUGUGGGAGAGUCUCAUUGA
Molecule: messenger RNA, 1566 nt
Organism: Exophiala bonariae
Lineage: Eukaryota; Fungi; Ascomycota; Eurotiomycetes; Chaetothyriales; Herpotrichiellaceae
Exons: 6
Coding region: 1-1566 (521 amino acids)
Biological process (GO): transmembrane transport
Cellular component (GO): plasma membrane
Molecular function (GO): transmembrane transporter activity
Source: RefSeq, a predicted model, not a curated record